This is a messenger RNA of Elephantulus edwardii (Cape elephant shrew), 6638 nucleotides long. RefSeq names its product protein tyrosine phosphatase, receptor type, G (gene PTPRG). The record is from RefSeq and is a predicted model, not a curated record. Gene Ontology annotation, molecular function: protein binding; protein tyrosine phosphatase activity. The coding region runs from base 717 to 5048 and encodes 1443 amino acids. NCBI's taxonomy places the organism in Eukaryota, Metazoa, Chordata, Mammalia, Macroscelidea, Macroscelididae. Gene Ontology annotation, biological process: protein dephosphorylation. The transcript has 30 exons.
ACAUGUUACUUCCUGUAUGGAGGCAUGGCCAGUUUCCAGCCCCGCGCUCCCCGAUCCUCCCCAGCCUGCGCCCGAGCCACAACUUUCAGGAGCAUGGACUGAAGGCGCCCUCGCCCCUGCGCCCCUCUGAGAUCCUUUGUGUUUGCCUCCGUUUCCUCCGGCCGCUUCUAUUUUUGGGGGCUCCUCGCUUCCACCGCCGCUUCCCUCCCCUUCCCCGAUCGCAAACAUGCCUCCUUCCUUCCCCGGGCCCUGGAAGGAGCUGCCUGCCUGAAGCCGGGAGACGCCGUGCCGCGCGCAGCCCCGCCGCCAGCCGCUCCUCGGGCGCCGCUGCGCUGCCGACUCAAGUUGGGGAUCCUCGGCUGCUCGCCGCCGCCUGCAGCCCCUGCCCGCCCCGAACGCGGGGCAUCGCCGCCGCCCGCCGCCCGCCCGCCCUGCCUGGUCUUCUCGCUGCUUUCUGAACGGCGAGCAGCCCUUCUGCGCCCCGGAGGAUCGUCCCCAGCGUGGCUCCGCUUUCCUGGUUACUUUUUUGAGAUUUUCCGGGGGGCGCUUGGCAGCUUCCUGGUUGUCUGGGGGACUCGGGCUGCCCAGCGCGGGGGGCCAGUGGAGCGGACCAGCCGGGGAAGCGCCCGGGCUUCGCCUAGGCUCACGUAGGAAUCUAGAACUUAUUCAACAAGUUUAUCCCCCUGCCUUCCUCUUUUCGAUGUGCGUUUUCGGACAUGCGGAGGUUACUGGAACCGUGUUGGUGGAUUUUGUUCCUGAAAAUCACCAGUUCUGUGCUCCAUUAUGUUGUAUGCUUCCCGGCACUGACAGAAGGCUACGUGGGGACCCUGCACGAGAACAGACACGGCAGCUCAGUGCAGAUCCGCAGGCGCAAGGCCUCCGGCGACCCGUACUGGGCCUACUCUGGUGCCUACGGUCCUGAGCACUGGGUCACGUCCAGUGCCAGCUGCAGAGGCCAUCACCAGUCUCCAAUAGACAUUCUGGACCAGCAUGCUCGUGUCGGCGAAGAGUAUCAGGAGCUGCAACUUGAUGGCUUCGACAAUGAGUCCUCUAACAAGACCUGGAUGAAGAACACAGGGAAAACAGUGGCCAUCCUUUUGAAGGACGACUAUUUUGUCAGCGGUGCCGGCCUGCCUGGAAGGUUCAAAGCCGAGAAGGUGGAGUUUCACUGGGGCCACAGCAAUGGCUCUGCGGGUUCUGAACACAGCAUCAACGGCAGGAGGUUUCCUGUGGAGAUGCAGAUUUUCUUCUACAAUCCAGACGACUUUGACAGCUUCCAGACUGCAAUUUCUGAAAACAGGAUCAUUGGAGCCAUGGCCAUAUUUUUUCAAGUCAGUCCGAGGGACAAUUCCGCUCUGGAUCCUAUUAUCCAUGGGUUGAAGGGCGUCGUCCAUCAUGAGAAGGAGACCUUCCUGGAUCCCUUUGUCCUCCGAGACCUCCUGCCUGCAUCCCUGGGCAGCUAUUACCGGUACACAGGUUCCUUGACCACCCCACCGUGUAGUGAAAUUGUGGAAUGGAUAGUCUUCCGGAGACCUGUCCCCAUCUCCUACCACCAGCUCGAAGCUUUUUACUCCAUCUUCACCACGGAGCAGCAAGACCACGUCAAGUCAGUGGAGUAUCUCAGAAAUAACUUUCGGCCGCAGCAGGGUCUGAAUGACAGGGUGGUUUCUAAGUCUGCCGUCCAUGACGCGUGGAAUCAUGACAUGACAGACUUCCUGGACAACCCACUGGGGACAGAAGCCUCUAAAGUGUGCAGCUCCCCACCCAUUCACAUGAAGGUGCAGCCUCUCAACCAGACGGCGCUGCAGGUGUCCUGGAGCCAGCCGGAGACCAUCUACCACCCGCCCAUCAUGAACUACAUGAUCUCCUACAGCUGGACCAAGAACGAGGACGAGAAGGAGAAGACGUUCACCAAGGACAGCGACAAAGAGCUGAAAGCCACCAUUAGCCAUGUCUCACCUGAUAGUCUUUACCUCUUCCGAGUCCAGGCGGUGUGCCGGAAUGACAUGCGCAGUGACUUCAGCCAGACGAUGCUCUUUCAAGCUAAUACUACUCGAAUUUUCCAAGGGACCAGAAUUGUUAAAACUGGAGUGCCCACAGCGUCUCCUGCCUCUUCUGCUGACAUGGCCCCCAUCAGCUCGGGCUCUUCCACCUGGACAUCCUCUGGCAUCCCCUUUUCCUUUGUGUCCAUGGCCACCGGGAUGGGCCCGUCGUCCAGUGGCAGCCAGGCGACAGUGGCCUCGGUGGUGACCAGCACACUCCUGGCUGGCCUGGGCUUCAGUGGGGGCGGCAUCCCGUCCUUCCCCAGCACCGUGUGGCCCACGCGCCUGCCCACAGCUGCCGCGGCCAGCAAACAGGCCGGCCGGCCAGUGCUGGCCACCACGGAGGCCUUGCCUUCUCCGGGGCCCGACGGCGACUCGGCGCCCACCCAGGACAACCAGGGUGCCGAGGACGGGGAGAAGGACGAGAAAAGCGAGAGCGAGGAUGGCGAGCGGGAGCACGAGGAGGAGGGGGACAAGGAGGCCGAGAAGAAGGAGAAGAGCGAGGUGACCCGCACUGCCACCAAGGAGCCAAACCAGGCCGAGCCCACUGCCACACCCUCGGCCCCCAACAGGACCGCGGAGGAGGGGGGCCAUCAGACUAGACCUGGGCAUGAGCGGCACCCCACGGCAGGCCCCACACACCAGCCCGACUCCGGCCCGGGCCUCAUCCUGGACUCCGCCACCUCCACCCAAGUGCCAGCCACAGUCACAGAGGAGCCGUCCGCAGGGAGUGAGCCCAGGGGACCCGGGGUGCCGUCCAAGAAGCCCGUGUCCCGGGGGGACCGGUUUUCUGAGGACAGCAGAUUCAUCACUGUUAAUCCAGCGGAAAAGAACACCUCUGGAAUGUCGAGCCGCCCUUCUCCGGGCAGGAUGGAGUGGAUCAUCCCUCUGAUUGUGGUAUCAGCCUUGACCUUCGUGUGCCUCAUCCUUCUCAUUGCUGUGCUCGUGUACUGGAGAAGGUGUAACAAAAUAAAGUCCAAGGGCUUUCCCAGACGUUUCCAUGAAGUGCCUUCUUCUGGGGAGAGAGGAGAGAAGGGGAGCAGAAAAUGUUUUCAGACCGCUCAUUUCUAUGUGGAAGAUAGCAGUUCACCUCGGGUGGUCCCCAAUGAAAGUAUUCCUAUUAUUCCUAUUCCGGAUGAUCUGGAAGCUAUUCCUGUCAAACAGUUUGUUAAACACAUCGGUGAGCUCUAUUCUCAUAACCAGCACGGGUUCUCCGAGGAUUUUGAGGAAGUGCAACGCUGUACGGCUGAUAUGAACAUCACAGCGGAACAUUCCAAUCAUCCUGAUAACAAGCACAAAAACAGAUACAUCAACAUUUUAGCAUAUGAUCACAGUAGGGUGAAGUUAAGACCUUUACCAGGAAAAGACUCUAAGCACAGCGACUACAUUAAUGCAAACUAUGUUGAUGGUUACAACAAAGCAAAAGCCUACAUUGCCACCCAGGGACCUUUAAAGUCUACCUUUGAAGAUUUCUGGAGGAUGAUUUGGGAACAAAACACCGGAAUCAUCAUCAUGAUUACAAACCUUGUGGAAAAAGGAAGAAGAAAAUGUGAUCAGUAUUGGCCAACAGAAAAUAGUGAAGAGUAUGGAAACAUUAUUGUCACACUGAAGAGCACAAAAGUACACGCCUGCUAUACUGUUCGUCGUUUUUCAGUCAGGAAUACAAAAGUGAAAAAGGGUCAGAAGGGGAAUCCCAAGGGCCGUCAGAAUGAGAGAGUUGUGAUCCAGUACCACUACACACAGUGGCCUGACAUGGGGGUCCCUGAGUAUGCCCUCCCGGUCCUGACCUUCGUGAGGAGAUCCUCUGCAGCCCGGACCCCAGACAUGGGCCCCGUGUUGGUGCACUGCAGCGCUGGUGUGGGCAGGACGGGCACCUACAUUGUGAUAGACAGCAUGCUGCAACAGAUAAAAGACAAAAGCACAGUUAAUGUCCUGGGAUUCCUGAAACACAUCAGGACACAGCGCAACUACCUCGUCCAGACGGAGGAGCAGUACAUUUUCAUCCACGAUGCCUUGUUGGAAGCCAUUCUUGGAAAGGAGACUGAAGUAUCUUCAAACCAGCUGCACAGUUAUGUUAACAGCAUCCUCAUACCUGGAGUAGGAGGAAAGACACGGCUGGAAAAGCAAUUCAAGCUGGUCACACAGUGUAAUGCAAAAUAUGUGGAAUGCUUUAGCGCUCAGAAGGAGUGCAACAAAGAAAAGAACAGAAACUCAUCAGUUGUGCCAUCUGAGCGUGCGCGAGUGGGUCUUGCACCACUGCCUGGAAUGAAAGGAACCGAUUACAUUAAUGCUUCUUAUAUCAUGGGCUAUUACAGGAGCAAUGAAUUUAUCAUAACCCAGCAUCCUCUACCACAUACUACGAAGGAUUUCUGGCGAAUGAUUUGGGAUCAUAAUGCACAGAUCAUUGUCAUGCUGCCAGACAACCAGAGCUUGGCAGAAGAUGAGUUUGUGUAUUGGCCAAGUCGAGAAGAAUCCAUGAACUGUGAGGCCUUUACCGUCACCCUUAUCAGCAAAGACAGACUGUGCCUCUCUAAUGAAGAACAAAUUAUCAUCCAUGACUUUAUCCUUGAAGCUACACAGGAUGACUACGUCCUAGAAGUUCGGCACUUCCAGUGUCCCAAAUGGCCUAACCCAGAUGCCCCCAUAAGCAGCACCUUUGAACUUAUCAAUGUCAUCAAGGAAGAGGCCUUAACAAGGGACGGCCCCACCAUUGUUCAUGAUGAGUAUGGAGCAGUUUCUGCAGGAAUGCUAUGUGCCCUUACCACUCUGUCCCAGCAACUGGAGAAUGAAAAUGCUGUGGAUGUCUUCCAGGUUGCAAAAAUGAUCAAUCUUAUGAGGCCUGGAGUAUUCACAGACAUUGAACAAUACCAGUUUGUCUAUAAAGCGAUGCUCAGCUUGGUCAGCACUAAGGAAAACGGAAACGGUCCCCUGACGGUGGACAGAAAUGGUGCUGUUCUGAUUGCCGAUGAGUCGGAUCCUGCCGAGAGCAUGGAGUCGCUGGUGUGACUGGAAACCGGGGAGAGGGCACCUCAUUUGUAAAACUUCCGAAGACUGAGAACUUUUUUGAGGCCUUUUUUGCCAGACUCUAGGUUAUACAAUAACCCAGUUACUUUUUUACACUGAUAAAAGUUUUGAUAUUUAUUUUUUGCCAUUUUAUGUCUUAAUGGUAUCCUACUGAGCAUUUGCACCUCUUUCUUUCCCGCAGUGAAACGCAGUUUGACCUAGUUUGCACUAUAUGAUCAGUGUUACUGCCUACAGUCUAAUACUAAAGCAAACCCUGAUGUGACAUUCCAUGGCAACAUACAUGCUACUUUUUUAGUUCAGUUACAGUGAAGGUCUAUGUCAUGACAGUGAAUCUUGAUUUCCUUAUUUUGAUUAUUGCUGAAAGCGGCUGCAUUCUACUCCCAGGCAAUGCUGCCCUCCUCUCCUGUUCUUUGAGGCACUGUUAAAUCUUGUACGCCUUCUGCGGUUUCAUGGAGUGGAUGGGCAUUAUUUUCUUUACCGAAUAGCAGGCUACCGGGAGCUAUUUAAAGGGUCUGUCAACCUUAGGGCCUUGAGCGAGUUCCAUUUAUCAUGGCUAAGAUGUCCAUUUAAAAAACCAGAAGGCACAAGAGUUUCUUCAUGUGAACAUCACUUAGUAGUUACAUGGUUAUACUCACAGCUAAAAAAAAAAUUUUUUUGCCCAAUUGUGUCAAAAUAAAGGAUAAUUCUGUAUUAUGGUUUUCACAGGAGCGAUGUGAACAGUGUGUUAUUAUUUCUAUUUUGACUUUUUGAAAUAGUUCUACUCCAAUAUCAGGGCUAUCCUGUACAAUCUCAAGAUAUCAAUAUUUUACCCAGCUCAAGUAAUGAAAGCUUUUUAGUCAAUAUUCAUUACUACUUCUUGGUUUUUAAUACCAUACCUCACAGUAGAUGGGAAGAAUAAAAAUUUUGCCGGUGUGUGAUUUUUAAAUUUGUUCUCUUUUUAAAAAGAUCCCUAUUAUUCAUACAGCAACCUAAUAAAAGCUACCUAUAUAUAUUUAGUUAACAUUAUUUUCUUUCCUUUUUUGCCAGAUGUUUCAUAAUAAAUCUUUUCAUUACAUACACUCUUCUGCUUACUAUUAAAUUAAAAAUACUUGGGUCUCUCCAAACUCCUGUACAUGGAUUUACAGAAAGAUUAGUAAACAGAAAACAGUAUCCACACUUUGGGGUAGUUUUGAAGAGAAACUACACUUUUGUGUUGUUUAACCUCAAAAACAGAAAUGCUUUAGUCACAGGGGCUGGUAAUCAUUAUGCAGGACCCCAGGAAAUAAGGGUGUCCAUCCUAUGGAGCCCUGUUCACCCUGUAGCAUGUACAGGAUUAAAAGGAGCAGGAAGGCAUUUCAGUCAAGUCUGUUAGAAAAAUAAGCUGCUUACUGAGAGCUGUUUCUUCUCCAGUGUGUGUGUUUUGAGGGACAGGUUCUGUCAGAAGUGAAAUCAUCACCUAAAGAACUGGACCUGUUAUGACGUGUAGGGUUCUGGUUUACUUUUUAGGGGAAUAAAUGUCAACAAAUAGGCUUCUCUCGCCGCUGUCAUUCUAUUUGGGUAGGCAGAAAAAAUAUCCAUGCUCAUCAGCACUGA